Colletotrichum destructivum is the source of this 1584-nucleotide messenger RNA. RefSeq lists its product as uncharacterized. Bases 239 to 1093 code for a protein of 284 amino acids. The transcript has 3 exons. Lineage: Eukaryota; Fungi; Ascomycota; Sordariomycetes; Glomerellales; Glomerellaceae. The record is from RefSeq and is a predicted model, not a curated record.
AUAUGGAUAACAGCAUCGUCGUGAUGGCUGUUGGUUCAAGGACAUACAUACUUAAGGCUUGGUUGGCCGGGCUUAUUGUUGUGUGACGGUGUGUAUCAAACAAGUUCAAUUUGACUUAAUAUUGCAAAGGUCGAUAAAAUCAUUGAAACUCUUACCAUUCGAUUUCGGGUUGGAGCCAAACCACCCACAAGAAACCAACCAACAAACCCGAGAAACAAGUGGACUUAACGAUCGAAAGAUGGAUCUGUAUGAAAUUCUCUCCAUCGUACGGAUCGUGCUGGUCCUGCUGGUCGCCGUGCCCGCCCUCGUCUUCUUCGGCCGCCUUCUUCGCCAGCCGGGCUACCGCCACGACAACACCCGCCGAUGGGUCGACCAGACCAAGAUCGCAACUGGUCUUUGGGGACUAGCCCAGCUUCUGAAAGUACUCGAGCUCAUCAUCUAUGUCGCGACCUCUUUCGACAACUACUACGCGCGGCAAGCCUACUACGUCUUCUACCACACCAGCUCCCUCCUCGACGUCUGGGCCGUCAUCGUCAUCUUCCUCGCCCUCUUCUACCUCGCCCACGCCCUGACGCAGCUCCGAACCGAGAGCCAGGAGGAGUCGGCCGCCUACCGCAAGGGCCGCCGGGUCGUCCUUUGCGUGUCCGGGCUCCUCCUCCCCCUGAACCUCGCCCGGUGGUGUCUGCACCUGGUCGACGACCUCGCGGGGGCCGACCAGAGCGUCCGCAACCGGAUGGCCGGUCUCAUCGCCAGCUGCUUCGACGUCGCCAUCGCGGGUAUCCUCUUCCUAUGCGCCAUCGGCUCCGUCGUCUACUCGGCCAAGUCGCGCAAGAAAUCUUUCGGCAGCCCGCUGAAAAAGGCUGGCACCCUCCUCGUUGCCUGCUCAUCGCUCUACCUCGUGCGUGAGGCAUGGCAGUUUGUCGCCUUUUUCUUUGGGCUGUUUGGCCUCUUCAGCAUCAUCGACGUUUUUUUGGGCUGCUGGAUGACGUUUGUCAUCUUGACCAUGCUCUACCUCUUGGGCGCCAAGUCGCAUUACUCGCUCUCCAAGGUUCACUAUCGGUCGAGCGCCACGAUGGAUGGCCAGGCCAUUUAAUGGUCUCUGACUCUUGGGAGCAACCAUGUCACGGGAGAUAAUGAUGAUAGAGCUUUCGUAUGCACAUAGAAAGGGAAGGGGAUUUGUUGCUUUGAUGUACAAACUCCGGAGACGCGUUACGAAGUAGAGAAAUUAUAGAUUACAGAUAGACGGCUGGAUAUACCCAUGCUUUGCUCAUGAAGUAAUACAUUGCACAACCACAGUGAUUACCACCCCCGACGUGCUCAAUUCGGUUCAUAUGUGCCAGACUACUUUUGCCGUCCGAUGAAUCCCCCAGACGUUAGGCUUAGGGAGUACAGGGCCUCUCGAGACCGCAUCAGAAACAGAUAGCAGAACCCGUUCAUUUGAUAUAAGUGAAAGAAUCCCGCUGUGUAGCCAGAAACCUGGGCUGCAUACUAGCUAAUACUGCAUGCAACUCCAAGGAUUAUCAGCACAAUACAACGUGAAUAAUGCAGGAAAAGUAUGGAGGAUGGACCGAACAUGGCGACUUC